UUACCUUUUCCGAUUUAUACAUCACUAUUAUUAUCCUAAUUAACGACACGUAAAUAAAAUUGUGAAUAUUCUGAUUACUGUCUAAAGAAUUCCACGUUAAAAUAUAGCUGUCUACUAGUGAUAGAAUGUCGUCCGAAAUUGAUGCAAAAAAUAUUAACAAGACGGUUCCAGAAAAAAACGACUGGGAUCAAAAUGACGACGAUGACAAUUGGGAUGAUUGGGGUGAUGCUGAAGAAAAUUUCGAGGAUACACAGGAUUCCAAUCCGUUGCAGGACAACGAUGUUAAAGGCAAUAUCAAUGCAAACAAUAACAACUCCUUGCGUGACACAAAACCAACAGUUGAAGAAACUAGACAAGAUUUUAACAAAAACAAAGAAGCAUUAACAAACUUAACAAAAACAGAAACUACAAAAACCAAAACAACGCAAAAGUCAACCUCUGGAUGGGGUGGACUUUUUGGAGGUGUGGUUUCGUCCGUACUUUCAACCGCUUCUGAGGGCAUUGGCAAUAUAACCACAACUGUUAGUCAUGGACUUAAUCAAGUUAUAGGCGUACCCGAUCCGGAGGAACUAGCGCGUAUGCAGGCAGCCGAAACAGCAAAGACACAGAGUGAGUUAAAAGAGCAAACCAGCGAAGAUAAACAUAAUCAACAAAAAGGUAUAAACGAUAACCAGCAGCACAGAGUACAGGAGCAACAAGGGGGAACUCCUGUAUUCGGUUUGAAUAUUGUUAGUGGAGUAACGAUUCUUGGAACCAAAGUACUGAACACAGGUUUGGAUACACUCGAAGGAAUUGGAAAGAAAACCAUGCACAUAUUACAAGAAAAUGAUCCACUGCUAAUGAAUAAAAGAAAAUUACUUGGACUUGAACCAGAUAAACCAAACCUGAGUGAGGUACUUAAAGAAGCUAAAAAAGACGCUGAUCACUUAGAAAAUGCUUUGAAAGAGAUGAAAUUAGAAAAAUCCCGCGAAAUGCUCCGUUUUGAUGUACUUUUCGAAAACAAUUGCGGUCUCGUACACCUCGAAGCAUUGGAAAUACUCUCUAAAGAAUCAACGCUUAAAUUGCAAAAGUUGCAGGACGCAGUCAGCGGUAAUGCACUUAAUGAAUUGCAAGAAACUAUCACUGAAGUUAAGGAGCUGAUGGAAUUGGAGGAUUUAGACGGCGAAAGUGAUGGCGACUACGAUGCCGUUGAGUUAAAUGCACGUCUAAUGAGCACCAUUGAAGAUGCAGAAUUGCAAAUCAAUUUCGAUGAUAUAACAAGCAAUUGGAGACAAGCGCUGGAUUGGAUUGAAUCAGCACCAGUGAGUGGAACAAGUGACAACGUACAGGAUUCUUUUGCUAAAGCUAUAACACUGUUAGCUGAAGCUUGUGCCUUGCAAAUAAAUAAACUACACAAAAUCGCCGAAUUAUUGUUAGUGAAAGAACAUCACAGUACUGCCAAUGAAGUUGAUUGUAUUGUACAACUAUGCAAGCAAUUCACUACGCAUUUGAAUGGCCUGACAAAUCGAUUUGCCAGUACAUUGACGUGCUUUAAGUUGGACACGCUGACAGAAUCAGAUGAUAUAAUAAAGGCGCGUGUCAGCACACUCUUCGCUGAAUUGUUGGUGGCAAUACAACAAAUAGAGAAGGCAUUUCAUUUGUUCUUACCAAUAUUACAAAUUGGCGCGGUGUAAAAUGGAAAAUAGCAUAAAAAAUACGAAACUGUUCAAUUUGAUAUAUUUUGGUUAUGUUGAUUACUAAUUUCUAUGUAUUCUUA
Messenger RNA from Zeugodacus cucurbitae (melon fly), 1756 nucleotides. Its product is annotated as protein FAM114A2. Lineage: Eukaryota; Metazoa; Arthropoda; Insecta; Diptera; Tephritidae. The transcript has 3 exons. The coding region runs from base 126 to 1673 and encodes 515 amino acids. The record is from RefSeq and is a predicted model, not a curated record.